Molecule: messenger RNA, 1417 nt
Organism: Cannabis sativa
Lineage: Eukaryota; Viridiplantae; Streptophyta; Magnoliopsida; Rosales; Cannabaceae
Exons: 4
Coding region: 413-1162 (249 amino acids)
Source: RefSeq, a predicted model, not a curated record
CCAAAAAGGCAAGCUUUGCACAAAAAUCACAGACAAAAAGUCGAUCAUCACUAGACCCCACAACCCCCUCUCUCCACCUAAACCAAAUAAUAUUUAACUUAGUUUUUUUUUUUUUAUUAUUAUUAGAUAAAUAUUCAUUACUUUACAAUUGGACCCACCCAAUUCUGUAAACUCAACAAUAUCAGAGUUUGUAUAGCAAGACAAAGCACAUUGGUUAUUUGGGUUGUGCCAUAACUUCCCUAUCAAGGCCUCUCUCUCUCUCUUUUCUCAAAGCAUUAUUCUCACUUCUUUAGAGUAAGCCAAAAAACGCUCUCUUUUUCUUUUUCUUCUUCUGCAAAAAUAAUAGUUUUCUCUACCUGGGUGGGUAGUUAUGUUAAGACCCAUUUUGUUGAGUUAAGAGAGAGAUUUAUUUAUGGGUGCUUGUGCAUCAUCAACCCAUAGAAGCUCAGACACAGCCAUGAAGCUUAGACUGUCGUUUGGAUCCAAAAACGACAAGCUUGGAAUCCCACCUUCACCGGUCAAAGAAAAACCAGCUGGUGGGAACUGUAGGAUCAAAGAUGUUGCCUUGAAACCUUGGUCCCCUUCUCCUUCUUCCAAAACUUUUGGGGAUUAUGGUAGUAAAGAUGAAGCCUUUUUUGAUUCUCAGCCUUGGUUAGAAUCUGAUUGUGAAGAUGAUUUUUAUAGUGUCAAUGGUGAUUUCACCCCAUCUCGGGGCAACACACCGGUCCAUAGAGGGUUCACACCAGGCUCGUCGCGAGUUAACAAGACCCCAUUUGAGGACAGAAUGCCUGGCUCGGUAACACCAGCACCUACACCACCAACAGAGAAGAAAAAGAGAUUGCUUGAACUUUUCCAAGAGAGCAUGAAGGAGCGAGAGGAAGAGGCGAGCAACACGGCAAAUGAGACCCCUGUAGUGAAGCCAACCGCGGGUCAUGACACCCCUGCAGCAUCAAAAUCUGGCCAUGAGACGCCUUUUGUCUCCGGGGCUAAUUCUGUGUGUAGUAGCGAAUGGACUCCAAACGGGGAAGGCCUUAUAAUAAGGCAUGAGGAGAAACCAAUGAGGUCUUUACAAUGCUGCCUUCCUAGCUUGAUGUCUUGCCGUAGCUUUAGUGAAAGGAAGAAGAAAAUGAGCCCUGCCAUUGCUGUAAAUGAUAGGCCUUGAUCAUAAUAUUAAUGAUAGUAAUAAUAAUAAUCAAUAUUAUUAUUAUUGUUAUUAUUAGUACAAUGUAGAUUGAAGGAAGAAGCCAGUGUGGGUGGUGGGUGUUAAUUAUGGUUCCCAAAAGAUUUUUAUAAGUUUUGGUUUGGAUACUCAAAACUCUUCACAUAUGCCAAAAAGGAAAAAAAAAAUCAAUGUAAAGUUUUAAAAAGCUCUCUCUCUAUAUAUAUUCUAGUCAUGAAUAAAAUUUUGUGAAUUUCU